AUGUCCAAAUUGUUCCGCAGAAGUUUAGAGGAGGGCGACGAGGAUCCCAUUGCACUGGCAUUGGCCCCUCCAGGGAACGAGACUCCAUUGGAGCGCCAGGAGAGGCUGGCGGCUGAAGCGGAGGCCCGGCAACGUUCUGAAGCUAUCGAUGAAGAGAUCAACCGUCAGAGAAUGGAGAAGAAAAAGGGUCCAAAAUGUAUUCGAAUACUCCUGCUGGGCCAAAGUGAAUCAGGCAAAUCUACAACGCUAAAAAAUUUCCAACUGAUGAAUUCGCCCAAGGCCUUUCGUCAUGAGCGCGCAUCAUGGCGAGCUGUCGUUCAACUGAAUGUCGUUCGUUCUGUCAGACUAAUUCUUGACACCAUCACCGAAGCCCAAGCUGCCUCCAACCCUUCCUCCCCUUCAUCAGCUAUGCUGGCCAUUCCUCGACAGCGCACCGAGUCCAUAGAAUCUGGAUCAGUGCAAAUUCGAUUCAAUCCUGAACUUCUCAAGUUGAAAAUGCGACUCCUUCCAUUGCAGCAAGUGGAAGAAGCACUACUGCGCAAAAUGACGCCUGCUGGAUCAGCCGAAUUCGAAGCAACUCACCUCUCCCCUGCAACCAAUCUUCCAUAUAGUUCGCGCGCGGGCAAGUUUAAAGAGAUCGCUAUCAACUCGACUGCUCAAUGGAAAGGUGCAUUUGGGCGAUUAAUGGCAACUGCGAGGGCCAGCAUGGAUAGUGCGGCUGAUAUCGACUUCGAAGACCCUAAGGAUCCUGGAGUUAUUUUGCAUGCUUGUGCUGAGGAUAUCAUUCAGUUAUGGAAUGAUCCGACAGUCAAGGAACUUCUCAAGGCGAAAAAAAUUCGCCUGGAGAGCAUGGCUGGAUUCUUCCUAGACUCUAUACCUCGUAUCACCGCUCUACGAUAUGUGCCAACUGACGACGAUAUUUUAAGGGCAAGGUUAAAGACACUAGGGGUAUCUGAACACCGCUUUAAAUUAAAAUCUGGUCAGUUCUACACAAUCUUCGGUAAAAUGCACAUAUUCUCAAAUGGACUGUAUAAGGAAAUAUGCUACAUCAUGACUGGAGAAUAUUCGAUGUUGGCGGCGCACGUUCCAAGCGAGGUGAGCCGACUGUCUGUCUUGCAUUAUGCUUUGGUUCUAAACCUAUCCGUGACAGAGGCAUGGGUGCCAUAUUUCGAUGACAUUGACGCCAUCAUCUUCCUUGCACCUAUAUCAGGCUUUGAUGAAGUUCUGUUAGAGGAUCCUGCGGUGAAUAAAUUGGAGGAUUCAUUGUUGCUGUGGAGGCGUAUCGUGAUAAAUCCGAUUUUGAAGAACACUCAAUUGAUAUUGUUCCUCAACAAAACUGACCUUUUGAAAGCUAAACUUGAUUCUGGAAUUCAGUUUGGUCAUUAUGUUACAACAUAUGGGAAUAAACCAAACGACUAUGAAUCGACGUCUCGAUAUAUGAGAAAAAAAUUCUCCAACAUAUUUACUCAGAAUAGCCCGAAAUCGCGACUAUUUUACGUUCAUCUGACUUCUAUGACUGAUUCAAAAUCCACCGAAAAAAUUUUGAUGAAUGUCAAAGAUAUGGUUAUUCGAGAUAUGCUCCAGGAGAGCAGUCUACUUUAG
Molecule: messenger RNA, 1602 nt
Organism: Psilocybe cubensis
Lineage: Eukaryota; Fungi; Basidiomycota; Agaricomycetes; Agaricales; Agrocybaceae
Exons: 15
Coding region: 1-1602 (533 amino acids)
Biological process (GO): adenylate cyclase-modulating G protein-coupled receptor signaling pathway
Cellular component (GO): heterotrimeric G-protein complex
Molecular function (GO): G protein-coupled receptor binding; guanyl nucleotide binding; GTPase activity
Source: RefSeq, a predicted model, not a curated record